AUGAUAUCAGGUGGAAGUCCAGGAGAUGGAAGUCCAGGAGAUGGAAAUCAAAACGAUGGAAGUCCAGAAGUCGGAAGCCCAGGAGGUAAAAGCCCAGGAGGUGAAAGCCCAGGAGGUGGAAGCCCUGGUGCUGCUCGUUGUGAGCAUGGCAUAGGAGCAUUCAGAAAUGGAGAGACUUGGAUGGAUGGCUCUUCUGGUUGUAAACAAUGCCGAUGUGAUAACGGAAAUGUACAGUGUGAUCGCAUAAAUGUGGAGUGUCCGUCAGAGGCAUUUGGUGUCCCAUUGCCAUGCCCAGCUGAUGCAGUCAUACCUGCCCAGGACGCAUGUCACUGUCCCAGGUGUCCAAGCACGGAAGGUGGAAAUCCAGGAGAUGGAAGUCCAGGAGAUGGAAAUCCAAGCGAUGGAAGUCCAGAAGUCGGAAGCCCAGGAGGUGAUAGCCCAGGAAGUGAAAGCCCAGGGGGUGGAAGCCCUGGUGGUGCUCGUUGUGAGCAUGGUAUAGGCGCAUUCAGAAAUGGAGAGACUUGGAUGGAUGGCUCUUCUGGUUGUAAACAAUGCAGAUGUGAUAACGGAAAUGUACAGUGUGAUCGCAUAAAUGUGGAGUGUCCGUCAGAGGCAUUUGGUGUCCCAUUGCCAUGCCCUGCUGAUGCAGUCAUACCUGCGCAGGACGCAUGUCACUGUCCCAGGUGUCCAAGCACGGAAGGUGGAAGUCCAGGAGAUGGAAGUCCAGGAGAUGGAAAUCCAAGCGAUGGAAGCCCAGAAGUCGGAAGGCCAGGAGGUGAAAGCCCAGGAGGUGAAAGCCCAGGAGGUGGAAGCCCUGGUACUGCUCGUUGUGAGCAUGGUAAAGGUGCUUUCAGAAAUGGAGAGACUUGGAUGGAUGGCUCUUCUGGUUGUAAACAAUGCCGAUGUGAUAACGGAAAUGUACAGUGUGAUCGCAUAAAUGUGGAGUGUCCGUCAGAGGCAUUUGGUGUCCCAUUGCCAUGCCCUGCUGAUGCAGUCAUACCUGCCCAGGACGCAUGUCACUGUCCCAGGUGCCCAAGCACGGAAGGUGGAAGUCCAGGAGAUGGAAAUCCAGGAGAUGGAAAUCCAACCGAUGGAAGUCCAGAAGUCGGAAGCCCAGGAGUUGAAAGCCCAGGAGGUGGAAGCCCUGGUGGUGCUCGUUGUGAGCAUGGUAUAGGCGCAUUCAGAAAUGGAGAGACUUGGAUGGAUGGCUCUUCUGGUUGUAAACAAUGCCGAUGUGAUAACGGAAAUGUACAGUGUGAUCGCAUAAAUGUGGAGUGUCCGUCAGAGGCAUUUGGUGUCCCAUUGCCAUGCCCUGCUGAUGCAGUCAUACCUGCCCAGGACGCAUGUCACUGUCCCAGGUGCCCAAGCACGGAAGGUGGUAGUCCAGGAGAUGGAAGUCCAGGAGAUGGAAAUCCAAGCGAUGGAAGUCCAGAAGUCGGAAACCCAGGAGGUGAAAGCCCAGGAGGUGGAAGCCCUGGUGGUGCUCGUUGUGAGCAUGGUAUAGGCGCAUUCAGAAAUGGAGAGACUUGGAUGGAUGGCUCCUCUGGUUGUAAACAAUGCCGAUGUGAUAACGGAAAUGUACAGUGUGAUCGCAUAAAUGUGGAGUGUCCGUCAGAGGCAUUUGGUGUCCCAUUGCCAUGCCCAGCUGAUGCAGUCAUACCUGCCCAGGACGCAUGUCACUGUCCCAGGUGCCCAAGCACGGAAGGAGGAAGUCCAGGAGAUGGAAGUCCAGGAGAUGGAAAUCCAAGCGAUGGAAGUCCAGAAGUCGGAAGCCCAGGAGGUGAAAGCCCAGGAGGUGAAAGUCCAGGAGGUGGAAGCCCUGGUGGUGCUAGUUGUGAGCAUGGUAUAGGCGCAUUCAGAAAUGGAGAGACUUGGAUGGAUGGCUCUUCUGGUUGUAAACAAUGCCGAUGUGAUAACGGAAAUGUACAGUGUGAUCGCAUAAAUGUGGAGUGUCCGUCAGAGGCAUUUGGUGUCCCAUUGCCAUGCCCUGCUGAUGCAGUAAUACCUGCCCAGGACGCAUGUCACUGUCCCAGGUGCCCAAGCACGGAAGGUGGAAGUCCAGGAGAUGGAAGUCCAGGAGAUGGAAAUCCAAGCGAUGGAAGUCCAGAAGUCGGAAGCCCAGGAGGUGAAAGCCCAGGAGGUGGAAGCCCUGGUGGUUCUCGUUGUGAGCAUGGUAUAGGCGCAUUCAGAAAUGGAGAGACUUGGAUGGAUGGCUCUUCUGGUUGUAAACAAUGCCGAUGUGAUAACGGAAAUGUACAGUGUGAUCGCAUAAAUGUGGAGUGUCCGUCAGAGGCAUUUGGUGUCCCAUUGCCAUGCCCAGCUGAUGCAGUCAUACCUGCCCAGGACGCAUGUCACUGUCCCAGGUGCCCAAGCACGGAAGGUGGAAGUCCAGGAGAUGGAAAUCCAAGCGAUGGAAGUCCAGAAGUCGGAAGCCCGGGAGGUGAAAGCCCAGGAGGUGGAAGCCCUGGUGGUGCACGGUGUCUGCAUGAAGCUCAACAGUAUGCACAUGGUCAGAGCUGGAGGGACACUUCCUUCGGUUGCCAUGACUGUCGCUGUGACAAUGGAAACGUGCAGUGCUUUCAGAUCAUUGUGGAUUGUCCCUCGGUGUUUGGUAUAACACUGCCGUGUCCUGCUAAUAUUGUAAUACCCGCCAAGGACGCGUGUGGUUGUCCAAGCUGCCCAGAAGUGCCAAUCGGAUGCAUCGACUCGUUCGGUCGCUUCCACGACAGCGGAGCAGCGUGGACGGAGCAGCAGACGACAGGCUGCCAGUCGUGUCGGUGUGACAAUGGUACACGGGAUUGUCAGCAUUCCAGAGCCGCCUGUCCUGAGACACAACUCCCUAUCGGACCAGGACAGUCCUGCACAACGCUGAGUGGCCGCACUUUCGAUCACGGCUCGUGGGCGUUGGAGGAGAGACAUAACACAUGUGUGAGGUGCCAAUGUGAAGACGGGGAGAAGCUGUGCCAGGGUUACGCAUCCGACUGCAUCACGCAGUUUUGUCGGCCGGGAUACCGGCUGGGGGUUUUCCCCGACGAUCCAUGCAAUUGCCUGGGCUGUGAAAUCAUCCCACCGCCUCGGCAAACCUGCUCAGGGCCCAGAUCCGAGACAUUCAUGCGAAACGGAGAUGGCCAUUGCGAAAAGUGUGAGUGCGAGGCUGGAUUCGUAUCGUGCCGCAGGCACAUCCCAAAAUGUGCUGAAAAAUGCUACGACGGUUACCAUAACGUCAUUGAUCGUGCUAACCCAUGCGGUUGUCAAGUGUGUGAGCAAAUACGACCAGAGCUCACGCAAUCAUGCAUGGAUUCCUCCCGUGUGCGUCAUUCGCACGGCGACUGGUACAACGACAACACGGCUGGCCAGUGUAGUGUCUGUCGCUGCGACAAUGGGUCCCCGCGCUGUCAGGACAACACUCCGAUGUGUAGUUUUAGCUGCGAUGCAGGAUACCAGUCAGUGGUCGAUGAAACCAAUCCAUGCCGGUGCUCGUGCAAGGCCCUCGCAGGGUGUACGCACAGUGGCAAGAAAUAUGCUCAUGAUGCAACGUGGAUGGAUGGAUCAUCCGGCUGUCGGGAUUGCCACUGUGUGAACGGAGAGGUGCGCUGCCAGGCAAUAGCAGUGGACUGCAUCCAGGAAUUCGGCGGCGCGCUGCCGUGCCCUUCCGAUGUGGUUAUACGGGCCAGGGACGGGUGCGAAUGUGACCGUUGCCCAGCGAACCGGGAGACGUGCCCCAGCCAGGGUCUCAGGUUCUGGUUCAAGCGCAGUGUGAUCUGCGAGCUGUGCUUCUGCGCGGCUGGCCGAUCCAAGUGCUUGGAGAGCCAUCGCAAGUGCUCGCCGUGUGGUCCUGGUCAAGUGGAGUAUCCGCAUCAUGAUGUGUGCUCAUGCCCGACUUGCUUACCCGCAUCAGAUGCUGCACCGUAGUACUCCUUUGCCGUCCGUCUCAAACACAUGCAAGACCGUGUUGAGAUGCCAUGGCAGGCCAUCGAACACACAGACAACACCCAAUAUUAUCAUCGUGCAGGACACUCUGCAACAAACCAAUGUUCCUAAUCUCCGAUUAUGCCUCGACUUCUUGCUUUUAGAACCCUACUGAAUGGGUUGAAAGCGAGUUGUGGCCGAGAUUAUUCUUCUCUUGUAGCCUUGUUUUUUUGUGGCUACGAUGUAGUUACUGCGUUUCGCUUCGAACUCACAAUUUUUAAUAAUUUUUCCAGAAACAUUCUGCCCGCUUUUCUGUAUAUCAUCCGUACUUCAAGGUAUAUGAAUUGUUCUGUCGCUUUCAAUGGAUCGCUCCAAUGACUCUAAAUGCGCUGUUCCUGCAUGCAAAUGCUGUCUGUUGAGUAAUUUCAAUUUUAAUUGAAAUCACUUAAUUGAAAUUACUCAACAAGGUAGCACUUUCACCUUGCUGUCUUCCGGUCAAAUCCGUGCAGUAAAAAUCAAUCUUCAGAUUUCACUAGCUGCUUAUGUUCCUGUGCAGAUCUGGAUGGGAAUGAGCAGUAGGAGCGCUUUGCCGGAUGAUUUCCAUUAUUCCUGCGCUCUCCCCUACUCGUCUUCUGUCUUACCUUCAGAGCCGUACCGUAAAAUCUAUUGUCGAAUUCACUAGCAGUUUUGAAGAAGAUCUCUUUUGCCUCUAUACAAUUGUUUUGCCAGGCUGCUGCUGGUUCAUUGUUGAAAUAAACCAUCUCCCGAAUAUG
This is a messenger RNA of Sycon ciliatum, 4682 nucleotides long. RefSeq names its product kielin/chordin-like protein. Bases 1 to 3912 code for a protein of 1303 amino acids. The transcript is spliced from 23 exons. NCBI's taxonomy places the organism in Eukaryota, Metazoa, Porifera, Calcarea, Leucosolenida, Sycettidae. Gene Ontology annotation, cellular component: extracellular region. The record is from RefSeq and is a predicted model, not a curated record. Gene Ontology annotation, molecular function: protein binding.